AUUCUUACGGCACAAAACUAUUUCUGCUAUUAAUUAAGAAAAAUGUGGUAAUAGAGCCAAUUUUAUCAAGGCAUUUCAUGCUACAGUGAAGUGUCAACUUAUCAAAAGUGAUUUAACUGGAAAGAAUUGUAAUAUCAUUCGUAAACACUAAGGUCUCCAGUUAUAAACAUAACCUAAAAUGGCUAACAAAAUCUUAGGUCAAUUUUUGAGAAGUAGGCCGUCUAUGAUGAUGUUCACGCGAUGGGAGAGCUCGGAGCCAGAAAAACGCGUGACAAUCCACGAUCCUUUUUACUCACAGCCACAGAAAAACAAAGAGACAUACUUAGAAGUAGUAAAAAUGUUCGAAGGCCGGGACAACAGGAGACGGGGUCAUGUCGAGUUUAUAUACGCUGCUUUAGCAAGAAUGAAGGAGUUUGGAGUGCAAAAAGAUCUAGAAGUAUAUAAAGCCUUAAUUGACGUGUUACCCAAAGGAAAGUUUAUACCCAAAAAUAUAUUCCAAGCAGAAUUUAUGCAUUAUCCGAAACAGCAACAGUGUGCAGUAGACCUAUUGGAACAAAUGGAGGACAAUAAAGUGAUGCCAGAUACAGAAAUGGAGCAGAUGCUGUUAAACAUAUUUGGUGCCCGAGGUAUACCUCUUCGCAAGUUCUGGCGCAUGAUGUACUGGAUGCCUAAGUUCAGAAACCUAAGUCCUUGGUAUUUACCUGAACAGCUGCCUAAUGACACAACUGAGUUAGCUAAACUUGCUAUACAGAGGAUAACUUCUGUAGAUCCAGACACCAAAGUUGAAGUUUGGCAGACAGAAGAAAUAGAAGCUUCAUUAGACAAGACCUGGGUAGUCAGUGCUCAAAGUGAAGCUCAGAAGAUACUCCUAGCAGACCAGCCAACUGAUGACCCAUUGGUUGUGAAGGGACCAUUUAAUAUCUACUUGAGAGAACAAGUAGUAAAUUAUUUCUUACUUAUUGGGAAAAUAAGACCAGAAAUCAAAGAUAACACAGAUCCUGAUGGUAACUAUAUAAUUCCAACAUUUUAAAUACAGUUCUUAAAUUAAAUAAGUGCUAAUUUUGUCUCAUUCUAAAUUUGAUCCUUUAGAAAAUCUUUGUUUUAUUAUUACCUACAUAAAUAGAUAUUCUCUUUCUUCAGAUGUGUCCAAGAUAGAGAAACCUCUUGGGAUUCCUGGGCUUAUAGGUAGUACAACACUACCAGCAUUGAGGCAAACAGUGCAUGAACAAGAUGAUGGUACAAUAGUAUCAGUCUGUGCUACAGGUGAGAUAUAAAGAAAGGAAAUAAUCAAAGAAAGAUAA
Spodoptera exigua (beet armyworm) is the source of this 1301-nucleotide messenger RNA. NCBI's taxonomy places the organism in Eukaryota, Metazoa, Arthropoda, Insecta, Lepidoptera, Noctuidae. The record is from the annotation of a GenBank genome assembly.